AUGGCAACAAUGAUAGAAGAAAACGGUCCCUCGAUCCAUGAGCAACCUCGACUGUCAUCACCACUCCAGGCCAGAGAGAAGCUUGAGGGACUGCUGAACAAGAACAUGAGGAUCCGGAUGACAGAUGGACGGACGCUGGUGGGACUGUUCCUCUGCACAGACCGAGACUGCAAUGUCAUCCUGGGAUCUGCUCAGGAAUUCCUCAAGUCCACAGACAUGUUCUCUCAAGGGGAACCCAGAGUCCUGGGCCUGGCCAUGAUCCCAGGUCACCAUGUGGUUUCCAUUGAGGUGGAGGCAGACAGUCUGGCUGACACACAAGGCUGUGGAGCUGGCCACUGACAGCCAUCCCCGCCAGGUGAACCAGUUUACAUGCUAACUGGCAAUUAACAAACUAGUUCUGUCAAGGACUGUGGCUCAAACCAAAAGGAGAAUGUACUUCUGGAGCAGGUGGAUUUUUUUCCCUUCAAGCUUCUAAAGAUACCGAUCUCCUCCGUCAGUGUUUUAAGUUUAGCCAUCAGCUGUGGUUGAAAAAAAAAAAGCAUAUGCAGUUAUGACUGGACAAUGCAAAUUGUCUGCUAAUGUAUGUGUACUUUGUUGGUAUGAGCAAAACAAAAUAUGUUCAUACAGAUGACGUGAGCUGUUCCAGAACAGCAGAUAAAGUGUGGAAAUUGUUUGAAUGCCAAGUGUCUGUUUGAUAGUGUUUUAAAAUAAAUUGCAGUAUCCCUUUGUGUAUAGCCAUCGCUAGUAAAUGAGAACAUUUAUGCCAGACUGCAAUUAUUGCUUAUGCACUACCCAUCUGUCUUAUACAUCUGUUGGACACAA
Lampris incognitus (smalleye Pacific opah) is the source of this 822-nucleotide messenger RNA. It is a transcript of the gene naa38, whose product is annotated as N-alpha-acetyltransferase 38, NatC auxiliary subunit. Gene Ontology annotation, cellular component: NatC complex. The record is from RefSeq and is a predicted model, not a curated record. Gene Ontology annotation, molecular function: RNA binding. NCBI's taxonomy places the organism in Eukaryota, Metazoa, Chordata, Actinopteri, Lampriformes, Lampridae.